AUGUCGUCCAGCUCAUCCUACGGCUCCUACACCCAGGACAAGGGUGCCUAUGCGGCCCGUCCUUCAACAUCAUCUACCUCCUACUCCACCGCUUCAUCAUCGAGUCUCUACACGAACUCAUCACGCAGGCACGGCUACAAUAGCAAACCACCAGUCAUCCACAACGGCGGCGGUCAGUCGAAUGACCCCAACACGUCGACGUCGGCACCGAACUCUGGCUACUACAACUAG
This is a messenger RNA of Cucurbitaria berberidis CBS 394.84, 231 nucleotides long. RefSeq lists its product as uncharacterized. The transcript has 2 exons. The coding region runs from base 1 to 231 and encodes 76 amino acids. The record is from RefSeq and is a predicted model, not a curated record. Lineage: Eukaryota; Fungi; Ascomycota; Dothideomycetes; Pleosporales; Cucurbitariaceae.